UGUAAUUCCAAAACAAACAAGUUGAAACUUAUAUUUUUGUUUGUUUACACGUUGUUGUUUGAUUUGUUUUCUUGGCUCUUCGGGUGGGGGGUAAAUAUGAGACGUAUAAAAGAUACUGCCGAAAGAAAAAGGAUUCAACGACUUAGAGCUUUAUUCAAGAAAGCUGUACGAAUUGUGAGCCUGAACAAUCAUUGGGUGGAAACUGAACACGAUGAUGAUCAAAAGUUUUCCUUCAAUGUUCAGAGAAAUGUAUCCUUUCUUGUGAGAACUAAUCGACGUAAAGCGGGCUUACUUACAUCAGCGGAAAAGACUCUAAUUCGCAUUCCCCAUAAAUUUCGUACGAUACCGGAAAGAAAAAAGCUGUGCUCUUUGUUUAGUAAAUUCAGGUGUUUCGUCGGAAUUUCACCUAAGCUUCGAGCUCGUUUAGUUCCACUCGUGAGAUUGUUGCCCCUUCAACCUGGCCGCAUUGUUAUAAGACAUGGAGACUUUCCAAUGACAGUUUAUUUUAUUUUGGUCGGAGAAUUACACAUGCUAAGGGGCAAAACAGGCAAUGAGGUUGUUGCUGUGUAUGGACCUGGAGAAAGAGUUGGAGGAGCUGAACUAUUGGAAAACCGCGAAAGAACUCGUACCUUCAGGACUGCCAGCUACUGCGAGCUCCUGGUUCUUUUCGACUAUGAUUUCGAUGCGAUACUCCGGACACAGAUGACUAAGACCUGGGAGGAGAAGAAACGGGCCAUCAAGGCACUGGACUAUUUCGAAUUUCUCGAUAAUGACCAGUUAAUAGAAGCUUGUCGAUUUGGAAGCCUCAAGCAGUACAAUCCACUUGAAACCAUAUACUUUGAGGACAAAGGAAACGUCUCCAAAGUUCAUUUUGUACUCAGUGGCCAAUGUAUUAUACUCCAAUGCCUGACUGUUGAGAAUGUAGUAAAAAAGGGGAAAAAAGUGCUACAACUAUCAGCUGUGGACUCUGAUUCAUCAAACAUAUUUAAAACUGAUCAUAGAUCCACUUUCACGACUCAGAGUGGUAGAAUUAUGGAAGCAGGUUCCAAUUUUUCAAUAACUGAUCUUGUGGAGAGUUCAAGCUCCUCAGACGAGGCGAAGAAGAAACACUCUUCGAGAUAUACAAAUAGCUUUGAAAGUCGUUUCAUUGAUGUCGGAACUCUGACUUUCGGGGCUAUAUUUGGCCUAGGCGAAAACAUGACCCAUCGGGUCAUAAUGGCGAAAACUAUAGUUCAGUGCUUGACUCUUCCCAGAUUCUUUUUGCUGGACACCAAGCAAAAUCCGGGAAAUAUUUGGGAGCGCCGGUUACUUUACAUAAACACCAUGAUUCCCACAAGGCAGGAACUUUUCGAACACUUGCUCCGCACCCAGGAAUGGAAGAAGUUCAAAAACGAUUUUAUUCACGAAUCUGUGAAGAAUUCGGAAGUUAAUUGUGCCGACAUAAAGGAUGUCCCCAUCAUUUGCCGAAUUAUGGAAAAAGAUGAAGAUAUUAAUUAGUUUAAAAACUA
Molecule: messenger RNA, 1508 nt
Organism: Drosophila bipectinata
Lineage: Eukaryota; Metazoa; Arthropoda; Insecta; Diptera; Drosophilidae
Source: RefSeq, a predicted model, not a curated record